Microthlaspi erraticum is the source of this 1665-nucleotide messenger RNA. The record is from the annotation of a GenBank genome assembly. NCBI's taxonomy places the organism in Eukaryota, Viridiplantae, Streptophyta, Magnoliopsida, Brassicales, Brassicaceae.
AUGACUUCCUCUCGCCGUCUUCUUCCUCUCGGAGCAUCGCUCACUAGAGGGAGAUUUUCUUCCUGCCAAAUCCGAAAUGGAUUUCUUAGUGGUUUCCGAGGAUUCGGGACUAUCACUUCGACGGAGCCGGCGUUGGCCAAUCUAGCUGAGAAAUGCGCCGUCGCUGUGCCGGAAUGUUCUACAGCGGAGGACGAUAUCGCGAAGAUCCGGCAUGAGUUCGAGCUGGCGAAACAGAGGUUUCUCAAUAUCCCUGAAGCGCUUAAUAGUAUGCCUAAGAUGAAUCCUCAAGGGAUAUAUGUGAAUAAGAAUCUCAGAUUGGAUAACAUACAAGUCUACGGAUUCGAUUAUGACUACACAUUGGCGCAUUACUCCUCUGAUUUGCAGAGUUUGAUCUAUGAUCUUGCCAAGCAGCAUAUGGUUAAUGAGUUUAGAUAUCCUGAGAGUUGUAUGAAGUUUAAGUAUGAUCCUACUUUCCCAAUCCGAGGACUGUACUACGAUAAACAAAAAGGAUGCCUCAUGAAAUUGGAUUUCUUUGGUUCCAUCGAGCCAGAUGGUUGCUACUUCGGUCGUCGUAAGCUAAGUAGGGAGGAGCUAGAGAACAUGUACGGAACGAGACACAUAGGUCGUGAUCAAGCGAGAGGUCUUGUUGGAUUGAUGGAUUUCUUCUGUUUCAGCGAGGCGUGUCUUAUUGCAGACAUGGUUCAAUAUUUUGUUGAUGCGAAGCUUGAGUUUGAUGCGUCCUACAUCUACAAUGAUGUGAAUCGCGCUAUUCAACAUGUCCAUAGAAGUGGCUUGGUCCAUAGAGGGAUACUUGCUGAUCCAACCAGAUAUUUGCUUAAAAAUGCAAGCGGUCAGCUACUGCGUUUCCUGAGAAUGCUUAAAGAUAAAGGGAAGAAGCUCUUCCUGAUGACCAACUCUCCUUACCAUUUUGUCGAUGGCGGAAUGCGAUAUCUCAUGGAGGACUCUUUUGGACUCAGAGACUCAUGGAGGGAUCUUUUCGAUGUUGUGAUCGCUAAAGCAAAUAAACCAGAGUUUUACACAUCUGAGCACCCUUUCCGUUGCUAUGAUGAGGAGAGGGAUACUUUGGCGUUUACAAAAGUGGAUGCAUUUCACCCAAACAAAAUCUACUACCAUGGCUGUCUUAAAUCCUUCCUUCAAAUCACAAAGUGGCGUGGCCCUGAGGUGAUUUACUUUGGAGAUCACUUAUUUAGUGACCUACGAGGCCCUUCCAAAGCUGGUUGGCGUACUGCUGCCAUCAUUCACGAGCUCGAGCGAGAGAUACAGAUACAAAAUGAAGAUAGCUACCGGUUUGAGCAGGCAAAGUUCCAUAUUAUACAAGAAUUGCUCGGUAGAUUUCACGCGAUUGCAUCAGACAAUGAGAGAAGCGAAGCAUGCCAAUCUCUCUUGGACGAGCUGAACAAGGCGAGACAGAGGGCAAGAGACACGAUGAAACAAAUGUUCAACAGAUCAUUCGGAGCUACGUUUGUGACAGACACUGGUCAAGAAUCAGCCUUCUCUUAUCACAUCCACCAAUACGCAGACGUUUACACCAGCAAACCCGAGAACUUUAUGUUUUACCGACCUGAAGCUUGGCUUCAUGUGCCUUACGAUAUCAAGAUCAUGCCACAUCAUGUCAAGGUUGCUUCAAACCUUUUCAAAACAUGA